This is a messenger RNA of Chaetomium strumarium, 1134 nucleotides long. RefSeq lists its product as uncharacterized. The transcript is spliced from 3 exons. NCBI's taxonomy places the organism in Eukaryota, Fungi, Ascomycota, Sordariomycetes, Sordariales, Chaetomiaceae. The record is from RefSeq and is a predicted model, not a curated record. Bases 1 to 1134 code for a protein of 377 amino acids.
AUGUUCGACUACGUCGAGUUUCCGGUACUGCCCGUCGUACGGACGCACCUCAUCAUCAACAGCGUCCUGGCCGGCUUGACCGUGCUGGUUGUGGCUCUGCGGCUCGUGGCUCGGUUCAUGUCCGGCGCCGGACUCUGGUGGGAUGACUACCUCAUUCUGUUCGCUCUGCCUCAGGGGCUCGGCAUGCUGAUUAUCCAAGGGCUGUGGUCGCCAAUGGGCAUCGGCUUUCCCGUGACCGAGACAAUGCCUAACCUGUUCACCAUCCUCAAGUUCCUCGUCGCCUAUGAGCUCAUCUACUCGACGGCGAUCAGCACCAUCAAGUUCAGUGUAUUGGUGUUCUACCUGCGCGUCUUUGUGAACGACAGGAUGCGCCUGUACACCAAGCUCGCGCUGGGCUUCGUGGGAACCUGGAGCGUCGGCAACCUCCUCCAGGUCUUCCUGAUCUGCCGCCCCUUCCGGAGAACCUACGAUCCGACAGUUGACGGCACCUGCGGCAAUCAGAUAGCCUCCUUCAUUGCCAUUGGCGCUUUCAACAUCAUCAGCGACGUUAUGAUCCUGACUCUUCCUCUUCCAACCGUCUGGUCGCUCAAGAUGGCGACUCCGGCCAAACUCGGUCUGACGGGCGUCUUCCUGAUCGGUCUUCUUGUCAGCGUCAUCGCGAUCAUCCGGAUCGUCACACUGACGCAGCUCGACCUGACAAACCUCACGGGGACCAUGGUCUGGGCCGACUUCUGGUCCGCCACGGAGCCGAACCUGGGCAUCUUGUGUGUCAGCUUGCCCAUGCUGGGUACGCUCUGGUCACGGUGUGUCGCAUCUACUCGCCGAGGCGCCUCCAAGCUGGGCUAUCACUCAUCCGAAAAUGGUACCCACGGCAGUGCCUUCAGCAAGCUCAGGAACCCAAGCAACGUCGACACUCAGAUCCCGCUCGAGGGCAUCUACGCCGCCAACCAGGAGGUUCACUACCAGUCGGCUGUCGCCGCCGCUACGACGCCGGAGCUGGACCGGGGCCAUACGCAUGGCGACAGGGACAGGGACAGCGGCUCGGAGGUGGCGCUGACGGAUCAAGAACAACACUACAAGCAAGAUGCGAAUGGCAUCAGGGUGCAAACGAAGUGGACUAUCUCGCACAACUGA